GUGACUCAGUCCACCCUGCUGCUGACAUAAUGAAAGACGUCGCUCUGACUAACAGCUGAUAUCGAUCCAGUUAUAGAAACGACCGUUAAAAUGAGGCUGUGGAUGGAAACUCUGGGCUUCCUCUUUCUCUGGGCCUGUCUGGACUCGGCACACUCACGGAGCUGCUCGUCCUCUUUUUUCUGCCGAAAAUCUCACCGUGUCAGCGGCCUGAAUGGAGUCGAUCCCGGGUCCCCUCUCUUCCUCACUCCGUACCUGGAGAAGGGCGCCAUAGAUGAAGCCAGGAAACUGAGUCUGGUUGGAGAUCUGCCAGGUGCCAAUGUCAAGAGUUAUGCUGGGUACCUCACGGUCAACAAGAAAUACAACAGCAACCUCUUCUUUUGGUUCUUCCCUGCACUGAUGGCAAAGCAAGAUAAAGCUCCGGUCCUGCUCUGGCUGCAAGGCGGGCCCGGUGGAACCUCCAUGUUCGGUCUCUUUGUGGAACACGGACCAUAUGUGGUGUAUAAGAACCUGACUGUUGGUUUGAGGGAUUACGCUUGGACAUCGAGAUACUCCGUUUUGUACAUCGACAAUCCGGUUGGAACAGGUUUCAGCUUCACUAAUGAUGACAAAGGUUUUGCUCAAAACCAGGAUGACGUUGGCAGAGAUCUGUACAGUGCUUUAACACAGUUCUUCCAGAUGUUUCCUGAGUAUCAGUCCAAUGAGUUCUAUGCUACUGGAGAGUCUUAUGCAGGGAAGUAUGUUCCUGCCAUCUCUUACUACAUCCAUAAAAACAACCCCACUGCCAAAGUGAAAAUAAACUUCGUGGGGAUGGCCAUUGGUGACGGGCUCUGUGAUCCAGAACUGAUGCUGGGUGGUUAUGGUGAGUUCAUGUACCAAACAGGCAUGAUAGACGAAUCCCAAAGACAGUAUGUCGUCCAGCAGACAGACUUAGGGGUAAAACUCAUCCAGCAGCAGAAGUGGGUGGAGGCUUUUCAGGUUUUUGACAGCUUGCUGAAUGGUGACGUGGAUCCCUAUCCCUCCUUCUUCCAAAACGCUACCGGCUGCACUAACUACUACAACUACAUGACCUGUCAGGAGCCGGAGGACCAGGAGUACUUCUCCCAGUUUGUGACUCUGCCAGCGGUGCGACGUGCCAUCCAUGUGGGGAACCUGACAUUCCAUGAUGGCUCAGAGGUGGAGAAACACCUUGUGCAGGAUGUCAUGAAGAGCAUCAAGCCGUGGCUGGGGGUGCUGAUGGAUAACUAUAGGGUGUUAAUCUACAGUGGUCAGCUGGAUGUAAUUGUCGCAGCGCCACUGACCGAGAGGUUCCUGCCUACUGUCAACUGGAGAGGGGCGGCUGAGUACAAAACAGCACCUCGUUUCCACUGGAAGGUUCAGCCCAGCGACACGGAGGUGGCUGGUUACGUGAGACAAGUGGGAGAGUUUUACCAGGUCAUCAUCCGAGGAGGAGGACACAUUCUGCCUUACGACCAGCCGGCGAGGUCCUUCGACAUGAUUGACAGAUUCCUUUCAACACGGGGCUGGAUAUGAAGUGUUUUGGUCCUAAAUCAGCUGAUCAAACCACCUCCACUUUAAAAGAUCAUAUAUUAGAUUAUUGAUUUUAAAGACUGUCUAUUGUCUCAGCCAAUGCAAAUCAGCACUUUGUUGAAUUUUUAAACAUUUAUUUUUAUUAGUUUUAGCAGGUUACAUUCGGUGUGGGACUUUGGUCUGCUCUCCGAUACAAAUUGAAAAAGUUGUCUUAAAGUGGAGCCAGGUCCCCACAGGCCCCCGCAUCUUUACAUCGUAGAAAUUAACUGUAUGAGGAAAAUAUAGUCUUCAUUCAAUCAGAACUUGCUUGAUGAUGAAAUAUAAAGGAAACACCUUGAAACUACAGCUGAAUUGUUUUUAAAUAAAAGUUAUUUUUUACUAAAGCUGAGUGUCUUAAUGAUCAGAGAAGACCAAUGAGUUUUGCAGUGUUUUUGUGAUUGACAUCUGUUGCAGAUUGGGCAUUGUUGGAUGGGAUUUGUCCCUUCAAGUACUGUUUGGUUGGGCUAGAAAAUGUCCACCAGGGGUCACUGUGCCUAAAUACAUUUCAUUGGAAAGUCAGAAAUAAAACUAGUAUUUCUCUAAACUUC
Molecule: messenger RNA, 2114 nt
Organism: Anarrhichthys ocellatus (wolf-eel)
Lineage: Eukaryota; Metazoa; Chordata; Actinopteri; Perciformes; Anarhichadidae
Gene: cpvl
Product: carboxypeptidase vitellogenic like
Exons: 13
Coding region: 91-1530 (479 amino acids)
Biological process (GO): proteolysis
Molecular function (GO): serine-type carboxypeptidase activity
Source: RefSeq, a predicted model, not a curated record